ACACUCAGAGACCAGAACUCUCACGGACCGGACUCCCAAUUCAAAUCAGAUGAGUCAAGAAUUACAAGGAACAGGUUUAAUUAGGGCAAAGGGACGCAUCCACGAGUUGACUGAGAAAAUGUGAGAAAAAAAUUCUCAUCAACGUUUAGUGCCCGUGGAAAAUGUGACUUCAAAACAACGGCAACAACCGCCCUAACUGAAAGCGGGUAGACGAUUGCCAGACAAACAAGGGGUCCCGGUGGGUUAAGGAGGUGACGCAGUUAAUCCGGAGAGGCCGGAGUUUCUGAUCGUACCCAGAAACUGAAGGAAGCAUCGUCGGCCAAGAACUGAAAUCCUCUCACCGCAACCAUGGAGCGAAGUAGGGGGAAGGACCGAGUGACGGGUGACUGAGGUCCCGAGAACCGUCAUCUCUCUCUGGACCCUCGGAUAAACUAGGUCGCAAGGGUCUCGGGCAUGCCCAGGGACAUUCAUACCUACACUCAAACUCACGGUCACUAAGUUCCCCACGCUCUGGGCUCUCGGCCACCGGUUCACAGGAUCUCCAGCAAAGAAUAGGUCUGGGCGCACUCACCCGUCAGUCAAGGCCAGGCGUCGGGGGUAAAAUCUUCUAGCUGAGGUGUUAAACCUCCUUAGACUAGACCAGAAAUCGCCCAGAACUGUGAGUUCCAGCUGUUCCGGGGAAUUCUCUCUCCAUGGCACUGCCCCCGCUAUAUCCGUUGGGGAAACGGAAGUCCCUCCCCAAUGCCGGAAGUGCAGCGGCCUUACUUCCUCAGAGUCUCUCUAGACGCAGAGUAGAUUGGUUUCCGGCCCCGGGUGGGCGCGGACUUGGUUCAGUGCGCGCUCCGGAGCUGUGUCCCGGGAGCGCAGUCCUGCGAGCCGCUUGCACGGGGAUCCGGGACUGCGGCCGCGCGAGGAGAGCGCCUAUCCGGGUGCCAGGCAAGUGCAAGGCCAUGAACGGCACGGCGAACCCGCUGCUGGAUCGUGAGGAGCACUGCCUGCGGCUCGGGGAGAGCUUCGAGAAACGGCCGCGGGCCUCCUUCCACACUAUUCGCUACGAUUUUAAGCCAGCAUCGAUAGACACUUCCUGUGAAGGAGAGCUCCAGGUUGGCAAAGGAGAUGAAGUCACCAUUACGCUGCCACACAUCCCUGGGUCCACACCGCCGAUGACAGUGUUCAAAGGGAACAAACGGCCUUAUCAGAAAGACUGUGUGCUCAUUAUUAACCAUGACACUGGAGAGUACGUCCUGGAGAAGCUCAGCAGCAGCAUUCAAGUCAAGAAGACACGAGCUGAGGGAAGCAGCAAAAUUCAAGCCCGAAUGGAACAGCAACCCACUCGUCCCCCACAACCCCCACAGCCGUCACAGCCGCCCCCUCCACCUCCACCCAUGCCAUUCCGAGCCCCAACAAAGCCUCCAGCUGGACCCAAAACUUCUCCCUUGAAGGAUAACCCCUCACCUGAGCCCCAGCUGGAUGACAUCAAAAGAGAGCUGAGAGCUGAGGUCGACAUUAUUGAGCAGAUGAGCAGCAGCAGUGGGAGCAGUUCCUCCGACUCUGAGAGCUCCUCAGGGAGCGACGAUGACAGCUCCAGCAGCGCAGGCGAAGACAAUGGCCCAGCCUCUCCCCCCCAGCCUUCACACCAGCAGCCCUACAACAGCAGGCCUGCAGUGGCCAAUGGAACCAGCCGGCCCCAAGGAAGCUCUCAGCUCAUGAACACGCUCAGAAAUGACCUGCAGCUAAGUGAGUCUGGCAGUGACAGUGAUGACUAACGCCAGGCUUUUGAAAUCCGCUUUCUGGUACGCAAACACAUGCUGCAGGACCCAGCUACUUCUGCCGGGAUGCAUGCCACAGGAGGGUGUUGUGGGUCAGAGCCAAUAGGAGUUAAGGCCUGGAAGCACUCAGAUACUCAGUCUUUAACUUGGUGGUGGUGGGUGAUUUUCUCAUGUAAUUUUUGAACAAUCUCUUGAUUCAGAGUUUAAGUAUAACUAUAGGAGAACUAACAGAAUUCUGUUUUAUUUGGUUAACAUUGUUAAUGAAAAACAGACCAAUGUACCCUAGUCUAGGACACUCAAAGUCUGUAUCUUCAUAGGCCAGUAAUUCAGCAGCCCUCAGUUCAGCUGGGUGGUCUCUACCAGUAUAAAAUACAAGUCUUUUAAGGGCAUGGAAAGAAAAGAGAUUCUCAAAUUGUGUCAUAGAAAUACAUUAAGACCACUUUACAGUGUUGAUACAAAGUGGUAAGGAAGUUUUUGUGACCUAGUUUGACAAGACCAUAGAAGUUGGCCUUGGCAGAGUCUUUGGGUCAGGUGUGUGUGUGUGUGUGUGUGUGUGUGUGUGUGUGUGUGUGUGUGCACGCGCGUGUGCGCUGGAGAUUCAAUAGCUCAGUCCAGCACAGCUAGGAAAAGGGAAGCACACAGCCAGGAACGGCCAGUCACCUGUCCCUGGGCAAGCUUGCUCACUACUUCCUCUUUUGAGUUACACUAGCAGGCUUCAGAUUCUUUUGCAUGGAACUUUCUAUUGGAUUCCAAAAGACAAAAGCAUUGCUGGCAUUCAACUUGGAUUCAGGCUCAGGCAGUUCCAGCACAUUCGAGGCAGAGUGAGCAGAUACAACAGCAGCUGCCAUGCUGACACACAUCCUCAGCUCAUCUGAGGCUUUUGCUUUCAUUAGGAUCAAUCCCUAGGUUGUUCUUUAUUCCAAGGAUGUUUGGAGGGUAGGAAUCAAAGAGGGAUGUAGUGAGAAACCUCUGGGCAGAUUAACCUGCAGCAAGCCUCCACGAUGAGAAUUGUGACAGGAGUUUGGCGGUAUGGAGCCAUCUUCGGAAGCUUCGUUUGCUUUUGUGCCACUGUUUGAGCCUAACUCCCUGUCUGAUGGGCUAUUUUUAUAGAAGAGAAUCACAAGAUUGCCUUUUGCAAUGUGCCAUUUCCAAAUGAAUGUUCUUGCUGGAAACUGGUCACUAGUCAGUGUUCCACGUUGAGGAAGUGUGUAGUGACUUGUGUGUCACUGCCCAUCUCUGUAGUCUGAAUGAAUAUAUCCUAGGAAAUCCCUGUCUUUGCUUUAAGACAUUAAUAAUGCUGUUCUUUCCUCGGGUUUCUCCACUCACCCCUUUCCUCCUGUGCUAGUGGAGGAAGGUGGUCUGGACCUAAAAAGGAAAUGAAUGGUCCAUGGUGGGACCUUAGGUCAUAUAGGUCAACUAUGCAGUCAACGUACCAUAUAGAUCAACUGUUUGAUCCACACAGAGGCUGAAGUGAGCUGAGAUGGGGUAGAGGCCAUUACCCAGCAGCACAUCAGCACCACUCUGCAUAAGUUCAGAUGCAGAGUAUGCACUACUACCUGUGCUAGUCUCAGCCCACUGGGAGAUGCUCCCUGGAUCCAGUAGCAGGUGGGAACCUAUUUAUAGCAGACUGAUAGUUGCUUUGUAAUUCUUUGGAAAUGAUAGCUCAGGGAAGGUGAAGGUUAUGAUUGGGUGACUUGAAUUGUCACUAGAUGUGGGAAUUGAAUUGUUUUACUGCUCUUAACCUGUUCAAACUGUGGCAGGUUCCAGGAACUUGAACUAAAAAUGCCUAUUUGAGUCUCCCUUUGUCCCGUUUUUCUCCAAAAGCCUUGGUUUGUGUAGACGGAACUGUGGUGUUGGCAUGCUAGUCAGUGACGGUUGCCAUAGGAAGUACUGCAUAUGGCACUGGGCUUGAUAAAUCGAGCUUUCUGUGCCUCACACUACCCAGUCACCUGGCCUGCCCAGCACCACACAUCAUUUUGUAGAUGGUUCCAGUUUUUGCUCUCUGCACAAAUCCUUCGGUGGUUCUUUCUGCUUCCCCCUCCAGAAUAAGAAAGCUGUUUUUGGAAAUCCAGAAUGUAGCCUCCCAGAUGGCUUCUCAGGGGUAUCCUUGUGCCAACCAAAGGACUCCCUUCCUGUCGCUGUGCCUUUGCUCUCCUCUCCUCUUCACCCAGUCUAAACCUCUCUCCAGAGCUCCUCAGUCACUAUUUCACAAACUCUUCAUUUCUUUCAACAUAUGGGUACGCCCUGGUGUGUAUACAAACUACCGUUCUACCUGGUCUGGUUGGUAUUAGCGCCUCAAGAGCAGGGACUGUCAUCACAGAACUAGACAUGCAGGUGCUCGUGCUCUGGUUGGGGAAGAUACAGAGAGAACUACUAGUGAAGGAUGGAGGGUAAACAUAGGGAAACAUUCCAGGCGUUGAGACAUUGUGUAUAGAAAUAUGUGCACAAUGUCCAUGCGAGUCUCUACUGAAUCUGUAAAUUAUCUUUUAUUUGCUCUAUGCAAUGUUCACUUGGGUGAGGUGGAUAGACUAAUUCUACAGAGAUGAUGCCAUGGCAAUCCUUUGAAAAACAUUGGGAAAAUGCAAUACAGAUAAACUAGAGAUUUGUAAUAAUGCCACUUGUUAGUUUAUUUCUGUAGCAGAAUAAUUUUCUCUGUGAUGGUAUGCUGUAGUAAUAGGGAAACUUGAAAAUUCCAAAGUCCUUCCCUUUUUUGAGAGACUGGUUAGUGUUAGUAUGUGUGUGUACAUGUGUGUACAUGUGUGAUAUUUAUUAAUUAUUUUAAAAGAGAAUUGUUUUGUAGAUAUGUAUUAAGAACAGCCAAACUGAAUCUUUCCACUUGGCAAGGAACAUAAACUUUCUGAAACUCAGGCCUUAACCAGUAGCUUGGAAGACCAACUCAAGUGUUAGGAACUGUGUGUUUUUGUUUCUUGUUAUUUCUGUCUUAGAUUCCUUGUGUCCUUUAAUGAUAUUUAAAAUCUUGUGCCUAAAAAUUUAUUUUGCUUAAUUCUGAUGUAGACAUGCAUGUUUACAUUUAUAUAAAAUAUUUUGUGUAGUUUCCUCUCUUUCAAGAUGAAUAUAUUUAAAUAAAAAUGGUCAGCAAUAU
Messenger RNA from Arvicanthis niloticus (Nile rat), 4872 nucleotides. It is a transcript of the gene Eaf1, whose product is annotated as ELL associated factor 1. Lineage: Eukaryota; Metazoa; Chordata; Mammalia; Rodentia; Muridae. Gene Ontology annotation, cellular component: super elongation complex. The record is from RefSeq and is a predicted model, not a curated record. Gene Ontology annotation, molecular function: transcription elongation factor activity. Gene Ontology annotation, biological process: transcription elongation by RNA polymerase II.